AUGCUCAUUGCUGAAGGUCCAAAUGUGAAGGAAAAGGUGGGUAGAACAUCUGAAAAAUAUAAAAUUACAAUAUAUUUGCAAUUUUUAAAUAGAAAAACAUUAAUUCACAUCAAGAUCUGAUACAAAAUCCGUCAAGAAAAUGUUUUAAUUCAAGAAUAAUAUUCAGAAAAUCCGUCAGCAACGUUCAAAAAAUCCGUUAUCUAAAACUUUUUUUUGAAGAUUAAAACCAAAGAUUUAUUAGAUCAAGAACUGGGUUUUAUAUGCUUUUAGGCCAAAAAUAUUAAUUUUUAGCUAUUUUGACUCAUAAACCUUCAAAUUCCGUGAAAAUAAUGUUAUUUUGGCUAUUCAGCAAGGUGUUAUGGUUGUUUUUGAGCUGUUUCUUUUUGUAUUUCUGAUAAGUUUGGUCGAUUCUGCUCAUGAACAAAACAACGAUUUGUUUUUCUACUUCAAAUGUGGAAAAUUACCUGUUGUUGGGACAUUUACAGUGUUUUAUGGAGGCUCAUGUAAGUAAGGUCAUGGAUAAUAUCUAAAUUGGUCUGUAUUUUUAUUGUCUUUGGUGUUUUAUUUUAGGGAAUCAGAUUUUAGGCAUUAUUGUACCUUUUUUGAAGUUUUAAAACCAUAUUUUGUACGGUUUUUGUUUUCAUUACCUAAACUUCAUCUUACGUUUACCUAAAACAACAUCUCAUAAUGUUGCCUCUAAUUAUAUUGAAACAUUGUCCAAGUGUGUAAAACUUUAUUUCACACAAGUUUUAGUGCUAAAGUCAAGUAUCGACUACAAAUUGGAAGAGGAAGACAAUGGAAUUGUACGGUUUUCAUUCUACGAAGCUGAACUGAUGUCAAUUGAUGUUGUUCUCAAAGCCAAUUGUGGUGUAAUAACGCCGAAAGGGAAGGUAAAUGCAUUUUUUUGUUUCUUAAAGUUUAAACGAACUAAAUAUAGACUUACAAGGACUUGUUUAUGUUGAAAAUUCAUUUACAGUGGUUGCGAAAGGAAGGAGGACAUUGUUUUAGGUGCAGAAACCUACGAAAUUGUUUUUUGUCAUAACUUUUGUCAACAUUUAGUUAGAAACACGAAAUUUUGUGGAGUUGUAGCUUAUUUAGCUGUUUAACUAACAAAACAAACAUCUGUCUGAAAUUCCCAAUAUUUUUAAAGAUACAGAAGUUUUAUUGUACCCUAAUUCCUCCGUAAUUUUGAAGGAACUUGAUAAUUCUUUAUGCAAGUCAAAAUAUGAGUAAAAUUAAGUCAAUUUUAAUUUAGAGAUGUCAAAAUGUGUUUAAAUUUGAUGGUAUCACUAGGAAACAACAGUUUUUGGUUGAGAACACAGCUUUGUUUGUUUUGAACGGCAAUUCUGGAACUGAUCUUCAGGAAAAGGUGAAGAACAAGGACUUUGAAGUAGAAUGUGAUGGAAAUAUGUUUUGGCAAUGA
Bursaphelenchus okinawaensis is the source of this 1423-nucleotide messenger RNA. The record is from the annotation of a GenBank genome assembly. Lineage: Eukaryota; Metazoa; Nematoda; Chromadorea; Rhabditida; Aphelenchoididae.